AUGAUUUUGAUUGAAAAUUUCAAAUUAUGUUUAACUUUGUCAAUAAUCGGACAGUUAUCUGGUCUUUCGUUUAAUCAACCAAAACUUUGUCCAGCAGCAACGUGGGGCUCCAUUGGAACUGUUUUUGCUGGAUAUGAUAUAAUUCAUGGGAUGCCAUAUUCUAUAUUUAUUACAACUAAUAAUUCCAUUUAUGUUGUUGUUCAAGCAAUAUCUCAUAUUUAUAUUUGGUUGAACAAUUCUGUUAAUCCGACCAUAACAAUAACAGAGUCCUCCUCAUAUCCGCAAUCAAUAUUUGUUAAAAAUGAUAAUGAACUUUAUAUUGAACGAGUGACAUUGUCCAAACGUAACAUCGAAAAAUGGAUAUUAAGUACAAAUCGUAGUACUCCUGUCAUGAAUGUUAUUACAUCAUGCUACAGUAUUUUCAUUGAUAUCCUUAACAACUUAUACUGUUCACACGAUCAACAACAUAAAGUUGUGAAAAAUUGGUUGGAUGACGACGAUACAACACCGAUGAUUGUAGCUGGAACUGGAUUUGCUGGUCCGACUUCGAAUACCUUGUAUUCGCCAAGUGGACUUUUUAUUGAUGCUAAUCUUAAUUUGUACGUGGCUGAUUUUGGAAAUCACCGGAUUCAAAAAUUUCGAUCAGGAGAAUCACAUGGAAUUACUGUUGCAGGUGCAACAUCAUUAAAUAUUACAACUAGUCUUAACUAUCCAACUGGUGUGACAAUGGAUGGUGAUGGUUAUUUAUAUAUUAUUGAUUCUAAUAAGAAUCGCAUUGUUCGAGGAGGAUUAAAUGGUUUUCAGUGUAUACUUGGAUGUGUUGCUUCUGGUUUAGCAGCGAAUCAAUUAUCGGGGCCACGUGAUAUGGCUUUUGAUAGUAAUGGUAAUAUCUAUGUUGCUGAUUCGCGUAAUGGACGGAUUCAAAAGUUUUCCUAUUCGAAAACUUCAUGUGAUCCAAUUACAAAUGUUUCUUUAAUAGCAUCGUCACGAAGUCCUUCGUUUAAUCAACCAAAGUUUUGUCCAGCAGCAGCGUUCAAUCCAUUCGGCACUACUUUUGCAGCAAAUAAUAUAAUUCAUGGGAUGCCAUAUUCUAUAUUUAUUACAACUAAUAAUUCAAUUUAUGUUGUUGCUCAUGCAUUACCUAACAUUUAUAUUUGGUUGAACAAUUCUGUUAAUCCGACCAUAACAAUAACAGAAUUCUCCACAUAUCCACAAUCAAUAUUUGUUCGAAAUGAUAAUGAACUUUAUUUUGAACGAGUGACAUUGUCCAAACGUAACAUCGAGAAAUGGAUAUUAAGUACAAAUCGUAGUACUCCUGUCAUGAAUAUCAUUGCACCAUGCUAUAGUAUUUUCAUUGAUAUCCUUAACAACUUAUACUGUUCACACGAUCAACAACAUAAAGUUGUGAAAAAUUGGUUGGAUGAUGACGAUACAACACCGAUGAUUGUAGCUGGAACUGGAUUUGCUGGUCCGACUUCGAAUACCUUGUAUUCGCCAUACGGAGUUUUUGUUGAUGCUAGUCUUAAUUUGUAUGUGGCUGAUUUUGGAAAUCACCGGAUUCAAAUGUUUCCACAAGGCGAAUCACAGGGAAUUACAGUUGCAGGUGAAAAAUCAAUAAAUAUUACCAUUCGUCUUCUAUAUCCAACUGGUGUGACAAUGGAUGGUGAUGGUUAUUUAUAUAUUGUUGAUUCUUAUAAUCGCCGCAUUGUUCGAGGAGGAUCAACUGGCUUUCGAUGUAUCAUUGGAUGUAUCACUCUCAGUUUAGCAGGGAAUCAAUUAUCGGGGCCACGUCAUAUGGCUUUUGAUAGUUAUGGAAAUAUUUAUGUUGCUGAUUCGGGUAAUGGACGGAUUCAAAAAUUUUCUUAUGCAAAAGUUUCAUGUAAUCCAAUUACAAAUGUUUCUUUACUAACAUCUUCGCGAAGUCUUUCGUUUAAUCAACCAAAGUUUUGUCCAGCAGCAACUUGGAAUUCAUUUGGAACUACUUUUUUUGCUGGAAAUAAUAUAAUUCGUGGGACGCCAGAUUCUAUAUUUAUUACAACUAAUAAUUCAAUUUAUGUUCUUGCUCAACGAAUAACUAACAUUUAUAUCUGGUUGAAUAGUUCUGUUGAUCCAACCAUAACAAUAUCAGAUUACAGUUCAUCUUCGAGAUCAAUAUUUGUUCAAAACGAUAAUGAAUUUUAUAUUGUACGAGGAAAUUCGAACAAACAUACCAUCGAAAAAUGGAUAUUAAAUACAAAUAGUAGUACUCCUGUCAUGGAUAUCGUUGCACCAUGCUAUAGUAUUUUCAUUGACAUCGUUAACAACUUAUACUGUUCACUCAAUCAAUACCAUAUAAUUAUGAAAAAUUGGUUGGACGACGACGAUACAACACCGAUGAUUGUAGCUGGAACUGGAGUUUAUGGUCCGACUUCGAAUACCUUGACUCAGCCAAGUGGACUUUUUGUUGAUGGUAGUCUUAAUUUGUAUAUUGCUGAUUCUGGAAACCACCGUAUUCAAAUGUUUCCACAAGGAGAAUCACAUGGAAUUACUGUUACAGGUGCUACAUCAAUAAAUACUACCAUACGUCUUAACUAUCCAACUGGUGUGACAAUGGAUGGUGAUGGUUAUUUAUAUAUUGUUGAUUCUAAUAAGAAUCGCAUUGUUCGAGGAGGAUCAACUGGCUUUCGAUGUAUACUUGGAUGUAUUACUUCUGGUUCGGAAUCCUAUAAAUUGUCGUGGCCACGUGACAUGGCUUUUGACAGUGAUGGAAAUAUUUAUGUUGUUGAUGCGGGUAAUCAACGAAUUCAAAAAUUUUCUUAUCCAAAACUUUCAUGUGAACCAACGACAACAAUAACACGUACAACAAGUUCACCCGUGGCAUCACAUUCAACAAAGGCUUUGGCUGGAUAUUUCAUUCAAUGCUUGAUGUUUUUUAUGCUUUAUAUUUAA
This is a messenger RNA of Adineta steineri, 2928 nucleotides long. Lineage: Eukaryota; Metazoa; Rotifera; Eurotatoria; Adinetida; Adinetidae. The record is from the annotation of a GenBank genome assembly.